AGCUGAAAAGCGGAAAAUGGCGCCGACGUGAGCGCGAGUCCACAACGCUGAGAGGGUAAUCGCCGCUUCAGUCGGAGCCGCCGGAGCCACAGGAACAAGAGACCAGGCCCAGUCGAGGAUGGAGGAAGAACCCACGGGCCCCAACCCGGACAUGCCGGCCACUGCAGAGCCCAGCUCCAGUGAGACGGACAAGGAGGUGUUAACCUUUGCAGCUGCUUCAACCACCUCCUUUUCUAUAGUGGAGGAGUCAGGCCCUGACCAGGCAGUUAUACCCCCAGUGUGGGAACGUGGAGGGUCUGGAGGGAAACAGCAGGGUGCCUCCCCAGCCCCAGACAACUGUCAGCCUGGUCCUGGACCUAGCCCUGGCCCAACCAGCACAAUCUCCGUGACCAGCGAGGACCUGCGGCCUCCCAGACGACGCCCACCAUCAGGGAAGCAAAUACCUUGCUCCAGCCUAGGCUGCUGCCUCAGUUUUCCCAGCGUUCGUGACCUAGCACAGCAUCUGCGAACCCAUUGCCCACCCACACAGUCCCUGGAAGGCAAACUCUUCCGCUGCUCAGCCCUGAGCUGCACCGAGACCUUUCCCAGCAUGCAGGAACUGGUGGCACACGGCAAGCUGCAUUACAAGCCCAAUCGAUACUUCAAGUGUGAGAACUGUCUCCUGCGCUUCCGCACUCACCGCUCUCUCUUCAAGCACCUGCAUGUUUGUGCGGAGCAUGCCCAGAGUCCAGCCCCGCCGCCACCCCCAGCCCUGGAAAAGGAGCCAUCUGCGCCCGAGCGCCCCCGGGAGUCCGACCCUUCGUCGGCGCCUGGCCUGCAGUACCCGCUGCUCGAGCCCUUCACGACCCCUGCCCCUUCCCCCACCGGGCCCUUCCUGCCCUAUUUGAACCCCGCGCCCUUUGGCCUAACCCCUCCACGCCUGCGCCACUUUCUGGCCGCCUCUCCCGGGCCCCCGGCCUCCAGCGCCGCGGUCUGGAAAAAGAGCCAAGGUGCCGGAAGCAGCCCUCGAAGACCCCAGGGCGGUUCCGACGCGCCCUCAGGGCACGCGGCCCCGAGCCGCAUCGUGUGGGAGCACACGCGCGGCCGCUACUCGUGCAUGCAGUGCGCCUUCUCCACGGCCUCGCGGCCCGCCAUGACGCAACACCUGGAGGACCACCGCCCCGGCGUCCCCGCAGCCCGGGCGUCCGGGUCUCCACGCCCUGACGCCCCGGCGGAUCCGACCCCGCUUGCACCCAAGGUGUCGCCGCUGCUGUCAGAGGGGGAGCUUCCAGUUUUCUUGCCACUCUGAACCCCGCUGCGGUGGGAGUGGGCCAUGGGAAGUGGGUAGUUUUGUAAUUUAGGGGAGGGAAGGGACAAUAAAGGAGGCACGAUGAGCCACCCU
Otolemur garnettii (small-eared galago) is the source of this 1381-nucleotide messenger RNA. It is a transcript of the gene ZNF414, whose product is annotated as zinc finger protein 414. The transcript has 8 exons. The record is from RefSeq and is a predicted model, not a curated record. NCBI's taxonomy places the organism in Eukaryota, Metazoa, Chordata, Mammalia, Primates, Galagidae. Bases 119 to 1288 code for a protein of 389 amino acids.